Xenopus tropicalis (tropical clawed frog) is the source of this 2176-nucleotide messenger RNA. RefSeq names its product protein arginine methyltransferase 8 (gene prmt8). Lineage: Eukaryota; Metazoa; Chordata; Amphibia; Anura; Pipidae. The transcript is spliced from 10 exons. The record is from RefSeq and is a predicted model, not a curated record. Gene Ontology annotation, cellular component: cytosol; nucleoplasm. Gene Ontology annotation, molecular function: protein-arginine omega-N asymmetric methyltransferase activity; protein-arginine omega-N monomethyltransferase activity; transcription coactivator activity. Gene Ontology annotation, biological process: positive regulation of DNA-templated transcription. The coding region runs from base 784 to 1974 and encodes 396 amino acids.
GUCUGAAAGGCUCUGAAAGGGUGUGAGCUUUAUUAAGAUCUGUAAAAUCCCAGAGGGCACUGUGCUUUUUCUUCCCAUACUGUAUGAUGUGCUCUUCAUAACAGAGUAGAAGCAUGCAGUUUCGUUUGUGGAUCUGACUUUUCAUUGAGUCAAGUAAGCCAAGCGGCAGCAAAGAAGAGGAGCUAGAAGAGUUAAUGGGCUGACCCAGAAAAUCUUUUCUGAUUGGCAAAAUAAAAAACUGUAUCAAGACUUCAAGGUGGAGAAUAAUUCAUAGAAAAAAGUUCAGGGCAUAUUUUUUUCAUAUAGAGGAAUGGAGCAGAGGAGGCAUUGCUUGCUUGGAAAUCUACCAGAAGAAUGGUGAAGCUAAAAUCCAGCUGGUGGUAAUAAAGAAAUAUUUUAGUUUUGUACCAAGUUUUGUUCCCAGGAGAAGGGGCUUUGGUAUCAUCACAAGGAUUCAGUCUUUUUGUCACAUCUGCAAGAGGAGCUCAAUGUUCGUGGCCAACAGAGCUGACACUGAAGGUGACUUGGAGAUGCAGUGAGCCACGGAGGACCAAGUAACCACAGGCACUGAGAAGUGGGAGAGUUACUUUCCUUUGGGAGGUUGGUGGCUCCCUCUUGGGCAGGAGAAACUUAGAAGUAACUGUAAGUGGAGCCUUAGCACCUAGCUGCCAAGUGAAGAACAGCUCCAGCUGAAGAGCAAGAGAAAGCGAGGCAGAAGUGUACAUUGAUUUUCCUUCUUUCCAAAUCUGGAAAUAAUUAAAAAAAUAAAACUCGUUGGCUCUUAUGGGAAUAAAACACUCCUCCCGCUGCCUGCUCCUAAGGAGGAAGAUGGCUGACUCUGAGAACACGGAGGUUCUUGGUGGUCCCUCCCAACCUGUUCAGCCAGUGGUAGUUCCGAAGCCUAUUCCACCGCCUAUCCAAAAAGUCAUACAUACCCCUAUUCAACCAAGCUGCCCUGGCAGAGGGAAAAUGGCUAAACUGUUAAAUCCAGAAGAGAUGACAUCAAGGGAUUACUACUUUGAUUCCUAUGCCCAUUUUGGAAUUCAUGAGGAAAUGUUGAAGGAUGAGGUCCGCACGCUAACAUACCGGAACUCCAUGUAUCACAAUAAACAUGUCUUUAAGGAUAAAGUUGUCUUGGAUGUGGGUAGUGGCACUGGGAUUCUUUCCAUGUUUGCUGCCAAGGCUGGAGCACGAAAAGUCUACGGGAUCGAAUGCUCCAGCGUCUCAGACUACUCAGAAAAAAUCAUCAAAGCAAAUCACUUGGACAACAUAAUUACAAUAUUUAGAGGCAAAGUUGAAGAGGUGGAAUUGCCAGUGGAUAAGGUGGAUAUCAUUAUUACCGAGUGGAUGGGCUACUGUUUGUUCUAUGAGUCCAUGCUUAACACGGUCAUCUUUGCACGAGAUAAGUGGCUGAAACCUGGAGGGCUGAUGUUUCCUGACCGAGCUGCCCUAUAUAUCGUUGCAAUAGAAGACAGACAAUAUAAGGACUUCAAGAUCCAUUGGUGGGAAAAUGUAUAUGGAUUUGACAUGACUUGCAUCCGGGAUGUUGCAAUAAAAGAGCCGCUGGUGGAUAUUGUAGACCCAAAGCAAGUGGUGACCAACUCCUGCUUGAUAAAGGAAAUUGACAUAUACACUGUCAAGACGGAAGAGUUAGCGUUUACAGCUGCGUUUUGCCUUCAGGUUCAGCGGAACGAUUACGUCCAUGCGUUGGUUACCUAUUUCAACAUUGAAUUCACAAAAUGUCACAAAAAGACCGGAUUUUCCACAGCUCCCGACGCACCAUAUACGCACUGGAAACAGACCGUCUUUUACCUGGAGGAUUAUCUGACAGUGAGAAGAGGGGAAGAGCUUUUUGGGACGAUAUCUAUGAAACCAAACGCCAACAACAUUCGUGAUCUGGACUUCACUGUAGACCUGGAUUUCAAGGGGCAGCUGUGUGAAGCUUCCAUCUCUCACGACUACAAAAUGCGCUAGCACUACGACCUGCUCACAGGCCCCUCUACCUGCCCCUACCUGCCAUACUUGAAGUCACUGAUUGCUCUUCUGGGACAGAGAUGUGUUUAGCAGACAGUCGAUUCUGAGUGCUGGGAAUUAGCUGUGAUGACAGCAGGAAAUAAGCAACUUAAGAAACAUAGAAAUUAUGGAAAUAACUAAUAAAUGGAAUAUGCAAAUGUCA